Molecule: messenger RNA, 1551 nt
Organism: Culex quinquefasciatus (southern house mosquito)
Lineage: Eukaryota; Metazoa; Arthropoda; Insecta; Diptera; Culicidae
Exons: 2
Coding region: 234-1517 (427 amino acids)
Source: RefSeq, a predicted model, not a curated record
UUUUUUUAUCGGGUGAAAGUGCGAAUCUGCCCAAACAAAACGAAGUGAACACAAUUUUUGGAGCAAGACUUUCACUGGAAAAUCCAGGGAAAUUUCAAAUGAAAACUAGUGAUUAGCCCAAAAUGAUUGAAACAAUGAAAAUGUGAAAAUACGAAGGUGUUGAUAACAAAAAACGUUUGGAAAUUGGAACAGUAAUUUGCAAUAAGAUCGCCACAGACAACAAGACAAGCAAAAUGAGCGAGCUGGACACAAACAGUUCUCUUAACGACGACCCACCCAAAGCGGAUCGCAAUCCGGACCCGCUGGUGGUGGCCGCACCCAAACCCGAAGAAGUGGUGACCUUCAUCGACAACUUUGGAGCGCCGCUGCAGGAUCACGAGAUCGGCCCGGACGACGGGCUGUUUCGGGUGCGCUUCCGCGUGGUAAAGUUGCAGUUCCAGGGCCAACGCAUUGCCAAGGCGUACCGCACGUGGCAGGUUCGGGCCAACACACGGACCGAGCUGCUCGAGAAUCUGUGGCAGCUGGUGCAGCCGUACGUGCGGCGGGCCAUCGACUUUCCCGCCCAGAACGAGCCGUGCUGGUCGGAGAAGGAAGUUCCCGACCGGAUGGAUUUGUCGAGCUAUGUGCUGAUUCGGGACAACACCAGCAAGAGGAACGUGAAGUUGGAUCAGAUUGAGGACUUGCGGUGGCGGAAGUGGACGGUGCAGAGUAAUCUGAUGUUGAUUGUUUAUUUGCACGGUUCGGCGAUUCACUCGAGGGCCGCUUGGGAGCUGGCCGUGGACAGGGUGAUAAGGCCGGGGGCGGUGCCGAGGAUUCCGGCGCUGGUUGGGGAGGAGCUGAAGCUCGAUACGAUGAUUAAGCGCUUGAUGAGGGUGCACAAGGAUAAGCUGAUUCCGAAGGGUGAGGACGCUUUUGAACAGUGGGCCAAAUGGAUUAUUAAGGCACCAGUUAAGCACCACUCGAAUUUAUCGUUGAGCAUGCCGCCGGGGGAUUUGAUGAAGAACUUUGUCAAUGUUGAGCAAGCGAAUGGGCGGGAGAAAACGCCGGAACGUUCAAAGCGGGCGCGCAGAUUGAUUUCCGGUCCGGCACGGCGGGAGCACACUAGCGAUGGGUUCGGGUUUGAGGACGAGGUUAGGAUUUUGCGACAGACCGUGACGCAGAUUCGGGACUUGGUUGAGAUGCUGGAUCAUCGGGUUGGACUGCUGGAGGAAAAGUGCCACGGAUUCAAGCAGACCGUGCAAGGUGGACAGGCGGUGGCAGCACCACCGCCAGAGAAGAAGGCCCGCACGGAGGAGGUUGUGGUGGCAAAGGUUAAGGACAGUGAGUCAGAGGAGGAAGAGGACGAGGAGGAGGAGGAGGAGGAUAAUGCGGGCUUUGACGAUGAACCGUUGGUCAACGAGGAAGAACUAGAUGAUAGUGAUGGUGAGAGAGAUGGCAAGGAUUGGGUAAAUCCGGACCCGUUGCUGUUUAACGACUUGAUUGAAGUCAAGGAAGAAUCCUACGGUGAAUCUGAAUAAUCAGUGAAAUAAAUUACAAUUCUCGUUCAACCUC